UACAAGAUGAUAAUAGACUAAAAUCAACGAUAAUGCACUAGCAAGUAGCCUACACUAGACUAAAAUAUAUGAGCAUGUUCGUUCGGAUGUAAUGCAGCAGUCAGAGAGAGCUGACUAUGCAGAAGAAAUAGCCGGGAGUGAGUAAGACAGUCAGUUUUCUCUUCCCGGACAGCCAGAGAUUUCCCCCGCUGCUUCAAACCUCCCACCCACUUCUGUCCCGCUCCAGUCCCGGAGGAGAGUCCGACACGAGCGGAUCUGGAGCAGCGGACCCCGCGCUGGGCUUCUGAUCCACCGACACCGCGUCUCUUUCAGCAGCGGGCGUCUGUCGCUUUACACGCGAGGGACGAGAGCUGAACCGUCGCGCUGCGCUUCUGAAAUCAGUCCGGUGCUCUUCUUAACGACCAAUGACUGCCGCUGACGUUCUCCCUAAUAUCAUUAUCGGUUCAGAAGUGAGGGGACAGACAUAAAGUUUUGAGUGAGUUUAGAGAGAUUGGCGUACAGAAGAGCAGAGGAAGAGGAGCGCGUCCCCCACAUGAGGGCGAGAGCCGACUGAACUUCAUUCUGCCAUUCACACAAUAUGAAGAAAUGUCUGAGGAGACGGAGCUGGAUGUGAGAGGCGGUGUGGUGUGGAGAGAGCGAGAGCGAGAGCGAGAGAGGGCACACGAGUCCACGGCCAGAGCCAGCAGCAGCAGCGGUGCAGAGGGAGGAGGAGGAGAAGGAGAAAGCUCCAUGCAGUUCAGCACCAGACCGGCCAGCGCCGAGCCGGGCUUCAUGGGGACAUGGACACAGCAGAGCACUGACAGCAACCUCCUCUUCAGAAUGUCCCAGCAGGCCAUCCGCUGUACUCUGGUAAACUGCACAUGUGAGUGUUUCCAGCCGGGAAAAAUCCACUUACGGACAUGUGACCAGUGCAAGCAUGGAUGGGUCGCUCAUGCUCUAGACAAGCUGAGCACACAGCAUCUCUACCACCCGACGCAGGUGGAGAUCGUACAGUCCAACGUGGUGUUUGACAUCAGCAGUCUGAUGCUGUACGGGACGCAGGCGGUUCCUGUCAGACUGAAGAUCCUGCUGGACCGUCUGUUCAGUGUUCUCAAACAGGAGGAGGUUCUGCACAUCCUCCACGGCCUGGGCUGGACCCUCAGAGACUAUGUCAGAGGAUACAUACUACAGGAUGCUGCAGGCAAGGUUCUGGACAGAUGGACUAUAAUGUCCCGGGAAGAGGAGAUCAUCACUCUUCAACAGUUUCUGCGCUUUGGUGAAACCAAGUCUAUUGUGGAACUGAUGGCCAUCCAGGAAAAGGAGGGUCAGGCCGUCACAGUGCCCUCGUCAAAGACUGACUCUGGAAUCAGAACUUUCAUUGAAAGCAACAAUCGCACACGUAGUCCUGGCCUUCUGUCACACCUAGAGAACAACAGCCCCUCUAGCAUUCACCAUUUUGAAAACAUUCCAAACAGUCUGGCCUUCUUGCUGCCCUUCCAGUACAUCAACCCAGUGUCAGCCCCCAUGUUAGGGCUGCCACCAAACGGUCUGACCAUUGAGCAAUCAGGUCUCAGAAUGCGAGAGCCAAAUCUGCCCAAUCAGAGUGAGCCAGUGGAGACCAGUGAAUCUGAAGUGUCCCUUUCACCAUUUCGUAGCGGUCAAAGUCCCAGUCGAGGAACAAUGGGAACCUUACCCAAUGCCAUUGAACCUAAGACAGAACCCAACAGAGCUUCCCCCAUCUCUCCAACACCAUCUACACAGCAGUCCCAGCAACCGCAGACACCAACGCAGCAAGCGCAGGGGCAGCAACAGCAGCAGUCCAGCAAUCUGAACCACCACCAAAUCCAUCACCAUUUCGAAAAGAACGAACAAUCGAAAAACAUUACACACUCUUCUUUCUCUUCCAAAAUGCAUCGCAUGCGUCGUAUGGGUGCAACCUCACGUAAGGGUCGUGUCUGCUGCAACUCCUGUGGCAAGACUUUCUAUGAUAAGGGUACUCUAAAGAUCCAUUACAACGCUGUGCAUCUGAAGAUUAAGCAUCGUUGUACUAUUGAAGGCUGUAAUAUGGUCUUCAGCUCAUUGCGAAGUCGUAACCGCCAUAGCGCUAAUCCCAAUCCUCGGCUUCAUAUGCCCAUGUUGAGGAACAACCGGGACAAGGAUCUUAUUCGCUCCAGUUCUGGGACAGCAACACCUGUCAUAUCAAGCUGCAAAAGUGGCUUCAAUCUGACCAGCCCCGGUCGGCCACCGCUAAGCUUUGCCACACCUCCUCUUGACGCCAUGAUACAGUCCCCUCUGCAGAGCCCUCUUGUGUUUCCUUCCCUGAAGUCUGUGCAGCCAGUGCAACCUGUGCCACCCUUCUAUCGCACACUGCUCUCUCCCGCUGACCUAGUUAGUCCCCCAGUCUCACUGCCCACCAGUCCAAUUUUGCCUACCACAACCAACAGCACAUCUCUGACGGACCAGCAACAGAUGUUAACUUCUAGCUCCCACAAUAUGCAUGCAUAUGAAACUUCGAUGUUUUCUCAUCGCCUGCCCACAACACCCAGUACCCAAGAUUCCGUGACUCUGGACCCUAUGCCUAAAAAGAAGCCUCGCAAGUCCAGCAUGCCAGUAAAGAUAGAGAAAGAAGUGAUAGAUGUGGCAGAUGAUUAUGAGGACAAAGAUGAUGAUGAUGAUGAAGAUAGCUGUCACCAUCACCACCAUCAGCCAUCAAACAUCCAUAACAAUGUCAAUGGAAACUGCAACAACAACAAUAACAGCAGCAGCAGCAGCAGCAGUCAUCAUUGUGAAGGUAGUGGACAUCAGUCUCCACUGCAUGAUGAAAUGAGUCCCAGUCUAGCCCUUAGAGGCAUGCUCCAUCCCGACCAAGAAGUUUGCAGUGGGAGUCACGGUAGUAGAGGUCAUGGCGACCUGCGCUGUAUUGACAGCUUUACCUCUGAGGACCAAGAUCAUGAGCGUGACUUUGAAAAUGAGUCCGAGACAUCUGAAUCCAAGAUGCUCUACCGCGAUGAGCUGAUGGACCCGGACGUACAUCAGCCUGCCCUAGACAGAAGAAUUAGCAAGGAACACCGGGGGGCAGAAGAUGAGGGACACCUACAGAAAGAUUUGGAGGACCAAACCCAUUCCCCACCCACCCAACACCAGCCUGUUAUCAAAAUCAAGGAAGAGAUCAAUGAUCCUACUUAUGACAUGUUCUGCAUGGGUCAAUAUAGCCUUUACAAUGGGGGAAUGGCAGCUGCCGCCGCCGCCGCCGCUGCCAGCAUGGCUGCUUUACAUGAAAGUUUCAUCUCCUCUAUGAGCUAUGGAUCAAGCCCACCAAAAUUCCCUUCUCAAUCCCCUGACGGCGAACUCUGCUCCAGUCCUGAUCCGAAGAUCUGCUAUGUCUGCAAAAAGAGCUUUAAAAGUUCAUACAGUGUCAAACUACAUUACAAGAAUGUACACCUAAAAGAGAUGCAUGUGUGUACUGUGGCUGGAUGCAAUGCUGCUUUCCCUUCUCGACGGAGCAGAGAUAGACAUAGCUCCAACAUCAACCUGCACCGUAAACUACUGACCAAAGAGCUGGAUGAAAUUGUCCUGGAUCCCCAGCUUACGACUUUGCCUAAAGAGCUACGUGCUGAGUUCCUGUCUACGAUCUAUGCUGACCACCAUCUGGGACUGGAGGGGGUAGGGAAUGCUGGACCACCACGAGGCAGAGGACACGAGGGAAUGAGAUCCCCAGUCACUAGAGAAUAUUCACACAGAAACGGCUACUGCCAUGGCCCCAGUGAGGACUACAUGGUGCUGGACCUGAGCACCACCUCUAGCGUGCAGUCAAGCGGCAGCGUGCAAUCCUCACAGGAGUCUGAUGAGGGCAGCGAUGAGGGCAUCCUGCUGGAUGACCUGGAGGGUGCUAGUGACAAUGAGGACUGCACGCCUAGUACUGUGGCUAAGACACUACAUAUGGAGGGAAAAGAUAGUGAGGACGCCAGGAAGGAAGGAAGAGAAGGAGCCACAGAGGAGGGGUUUCUACGCUGUGACCCUUCGUUCUCACCAUCCUUCUUGGCAUCCAGUGGAGGUAAUGGCACAGGAGGCAUCCUUUGCACCAUCUGCCACAAACUGUACAGUAACAAAGGGACCCUUCGGGUGCACUACAAGACUGUCCACCUGCGUGAAAUGCACAAAUGCAAAAUUCCUGGCUGUAACAUGAUGUUUUCUUCUGUGAGAAGCAGAAACAGACAUAGCCAGAAUCCAAACCUACACAAAAAUGCCCCCUAUACCACAAUGAUUGACUAGUCCAGACAUCCCUGCCCACCACAUUGCCUCAAGUUCCAUAUGCUCCAUGCAACAAUCCCCUCUCUGUUCCCAGGCAACAAUACCAUAAUACUAUAAACACAGCAUUGUUUCUCUCCAAACAUCUUUUCGAGUAUGAAAAGUUAGAGCAGAAUUGUGCCCUUUUGACAUUUCCAUUUUUUUUUUUUUUUUGGAAGCAAAAGACUGAACACCAUAGAUCUGUCCAUCCCUGAGACAAACUUAUUUUCAGUCUUUAAUUUGUGUCUCUUGCCUGCAGAAACAAUAAUGAGAAAAAAAAUUAAAAAAAAAAAAAUGUAUUUGUGUAAUGAUAGCUUUUAAAGAAUUCCAUACAAGAGCAUGACUGGCUUAAAAGUGUACAUACUAAUGUUGUGAGGGGCUUUGGUGUGAAACCGUUGUAUUGAUGGUUGAUAUUUCUCUUUUUUGUUCAUUUGUUUUUCUUUUAGUCUAAUACUUUCAUUUUAAAAUUUAAGCAAGACAAAGUAGCAUAUGCAUAGCUUGAUUCAUUUAUAUCGGCUUUAAAAAUGUUUUACCUUAGAAAAGAAAAAGUAAAAACAUGUGACUUGUGACUUGUUUUAUCUACCUGUUAGAUAUACAGACGGAGCUGGCAUGCUUUUAGCUCUGACAAAGUACCUUUUUUCUUUUAUUUUCAUGUUUAUAGCUUUAGUACAAAAAUUUAAAAAACUAAAAAAAUUAAAAGGAGAAAAAAUAUAUAAUUUUGCACUUUGCAUCUACACUAGUGGGACUUGUAAUAUUAUUACAAGGAUAACACUUUACAAUGAUGGUUGUCCAACGUGAAAGUGACAUUUUUAAGGAUACAGUGCCAAGUGAUAGUUACUGUACCUUUAAUAGACGUGUGCCAGAUCUUUAUAUGAGAGUUAUCUCAUUUGACAUGAUUAAACCCAAUAUUCUUCCCAUUUAGUAAGUGUUUCAGGUAUAUUCAUUUGAAUGCAGCAAAUAAGUAUUACUGACUCUGAUCAUUUCAUUUGAAGAGUAUAAGUGUAUGGUUACAGGCUUAAUUAGCCCAGAGGUUAGGUAGAGAAUCUUUCUACUGCAUGUAGUAUUACUUUAAAGGAGUUAGUAAGUGUCCUGUAAUUUAUUUUGUCUCUAAAAUUUGAUCAGUUUUAUCAUAUAAAAAUCGACAUUUCAUGGUGCCACACAAGAGAGGCUCUAAACUGUGACCAAAAUCAAAGACGAUCAGAAACUACACAUUGAGAAGAAGUUUAGGCAUUCAGUUCAGAAAUUAAUUUAUAGCAGAACCUCUGAGAAUCUCUGAUAUUUUCAUCUUUAUUUUGUUCCUGGCAAGUAUUGUCUAUUGGCCACACAAUAUCAAGACAACGAACCAAGCACUAUUCAAUUCGAUCCAGUUAGUGGGUAUUUUGAUAUGAGUAUUUAUUUCUAGUUAUCUGUUUAUAAUUAACUGAAUGCAAAUUAGCCAUUUUAAUGUCUGUUACUGUCAUUUGUAAUAAAUUAAAUGAAAGAUAAUUAUGAAUGAAUGAAAUGUAAUUUACAUUACUGAAACUCCAUUUCGUUCAAAAGGUUAUUAAUGUUGGACAAAGACUAGAUGAGUUUGCUCCCUCCUUUAUGUGCAGUGACAGUAGCAGGCCUGAUGGAAGGUAUGAAGAUUAAGAGAUAUUUGCAGCAGUGUGGGUCACUAAAAAUGUGUUGUUACACAGAACCUGGAGAUAUUUCCACCACUGAUCUGUCUAGUAAUCAAAUGUAAAUUCAUUACAUUCAGUGACUCAGAAAAUGUUGCUGACAGUACUGCAUCAUGGAGAGAGAGCCAAGCUGUCCUUCUGGUUUUCUCUUUUCCUUUCUUUCCUUCCUUCCUCUGUUUUCUCUUGCUCUUCCACCACCCUAUCCGCUGCCUCUUACCCCCAUCACAACUGCUGACAGUGUGGGGGUCCUACAGGGAUGCUGGCUAAUAGUGUACGCUUAACUUCACCGGAUGGCACACAACACAGUAAAGGAGUUGUAAUUGCCUGUUUAUUCCAUAUAAAGGGAAAAUUGAGCACAAACAGCCAAGUUUCCCUCUAGAGUCACAGCAGUGUUUUACUUUCCUUCUCUCUGAAAGGCCCAUGAAAGAGUGCCACUUCAGAGACAUUUUAAUGUUGGAAAAACAAUGGCCAAACAAAUUCAUGCACCAAUAACUACUCAAUAAGAUGACAGCAACAUAAGGUUAACCUGUGACCCUCAAACAGAAUGCACUUUUAAGACUGACAAAGGCUGGUGCUUUAUUAGAACCCAAAUAGUAAUAAUAAUAAUAACGAUAAUAAUAAUUAGAAAUACAGUAUGUAUAUAGAUGGGUAACGUGAUAUCACAAAGUGAAGGUUAUCAACCUCAUGGCCUCCAUAUUUUCCAGACUGUCAAACUAAAGACGUGUAGAGAGACACAGCAUGGACACGAAGGAAAAGCUUUGUAUUUCAAUCUAUUGAGGCUUCCAAAUCUGAAUCCCUGAUUACAUGCACAUUGUGUCUCUAUUAGCAAUAAAUGUGUCUGAUAGUUAUAUAAAAAAAGUACAGUACAUUGAAUAGCCAAAUAAUAUAUGAAGGGGUCUUACAAAUUGGGUUUUAGUGUCACUCAUUUAACAAGAGAUAUGUAUGAUAGUAAGAAGGAAGAAGUGAAGAACCAAAUGAAAAUAAGCCAGAGUUUCUCAGGACAUUCUGCUGUGAUGUGCUGAUCUCGUUUGGAGAGUAAAUUCCAACUCUUAUACUGUAGGAUCUCUGGUGGACAGAGUUGGGCAUUCAUUAACUGUCCUGCAUUGUCCGCAUAGAGUUAGGCUUUUCCCAUGGAACCACUGGCUAAAAGAGUCUGUCAGCCUUAAAUAUUUCAUUGCAGCUCUGAGGACAGGACCAUCCCAGACUGUAGUAUCACAAAAUGUAGUAUCUUGUGAAGGUGAUCUGUAAGUUUGCUGUGUUAAUGCCAUUCCUUCGAGCACAUGGAGUGAUACAGGACAAAAAUAAGAUCAAAUGGAAUUGAAACUGCAGAAUAGAAGACAUCUAUUCUCAAGAAAAAAAGAAAAAAAACCUUGUAAAAGCAAACACAGAUGAACAUUCUGAUCAGUGUGAUCAGUUACAUGAAGAUCAGUGAUACAAAGGAAAGAAAAGAAAAGAAAAACCAUAAUCCAUAAUUCAGUACAAGUAUGAUAUAUUCUGUUCAACACAGACAAUAAUAAGCCUGAAAUAAUUGUUAAACUUUUCUUUUGUUCUAAUUUGGUGUUUAAUGUAGUUGUCUUGUUUGAUCGUCCUUUAUUGCCAACUGAAGAAAAGUACAUUAACAAUAGAGGAAGUAAACAAAAAAAUUAAAAAAAAAUUGUGUGAAAAAAAAGACUUAAUAAGGGUGAUUAUUGAUAGCCUAACAAUGCUACUUUAGGUCUAAAUUGUUUACUUUUGUCCCAUGAGACAGUAUGAUGUCCUCCUUUAACGAUUUUACAUUUCUUGGAAUAUUUUGUAUCAUAACCUCUUUUUUUUUUGGCAUAAAAUGCAUAUGGUUUUUGGCUUGUAAAUGGAAUUUUUGUACAAAUCAGAAUUCUUGUACAAUUUUAUAUUAAAGAUUUAUGAGUCACUGGCA
Messenger RNA from Carassius carassius (crucian carp), 7836 nucleotides. Its product is annotated as zinc finger protein basonuclin-2-like. Bases 586 to 4251 code for a protein of 1221 amino acids. NCBI's taxonomy places the organism in Eukaryota, Metazoa, Chordata, Actinopteri, Cypriniformes, Cyprinidae. The transcript has 6 exons. Gene Ontology annotation, cellular component: nucleus. Gene Ontology annotation, biological process: regulation of DNA-templated transcription. The record is from RefSeq and is a predicted model, not a curated record.